Messenger RNA from Labrus bergylta (ballan wrasse), 3597 nucleotides. Lineage: Eukaryota; Metazoa; Chordata; Actinopteri; Labriformes; Labridae. The record is from RefSeq and is a predicted model, not a curated record.
GAUGACGGUUCACUUCCUGCUGUACAGCGUGAAAUCAAUAACCUAACCUGCAGCAGCGAAAGUAGGAAGAGAGGAGAAACCGAAAAACCUGGCUGCAAAGUAGGGGUCCUACUGAAUGAACCCUCAGCAACCAAAUGGUGGAGUUGAUACUUGGAUGACAUGAGAAGAGGAGGCAGGCGGUUAACAGUCGAUCACAUUUCCACUCUGCACUGACAAGAGCAGGACGUAAAAAUGGUGCACGUCUACAACUGCCAUCCUUUCUCCUCGCAGCAGAUAGUACAGGUGGAGCAGGAGCCUGGGCUGGUCUGCUGUGGAGGUGGAGCCCUGUUUGUCGUUGCUACUGGAGGAUGCAAGGUGGAGGCCUACAGCGUGGUGCAGGAGGGCUGCCCUCUCAUCUGCCGCUUUGCCACCAUGGGCGCCGUGAGGAAGAUCCAACACAGCAAGAUCGGAGAUUACCUGGUGACCAUCGAAGAAAAGAACAGCGCCACCUACCUGAGAGCCUACACCAACUGGCGCUACCAGGCAGAGGAGAAGGCCCGUGUCGGGGUGCGUUUGCUGGGACACCUGCUGCGUGGGGCGUCUGUGCGGGGCGGGGUGCAGAUGGAGAUCAUUGAGAUCCCUCUGUCGGAGCGUCCUGUGGCUGUGGCGUGCUGCUCUGUAACAGGAGACCUGCUGGUCGGCUGUGAGAACACUCUGGUUCUGUUCACUUUGAGGAGGCAGAACCAGCAGAGCCUGCAGAGUCAGAGUCAGCAGAUCGUUCAGAGCACCUGGCCGAACACUCAGCAGAGCUCCAGUCAGAGUCAAGGUCAGACCUCAACUUCAAACCAGAACAUUUCCAUCCUGGACUUUGAGCGCUCAGUCAUCCUGCAUCUUCCAAUAAUCAAGCCGAAGCAGGUGUCACUGUGUGCUGGAUACGUGGCGGUGCGGACGGAGCUGGAGGUUCUCGUCCUGAAGCUGGACGCAUCCUCAGAAAAUCAAACGCUGGAUGAAUCUGCAGAAUCAAUAGAACCUCCAGAAGACCAGGCUGACUUCCUGGUCGUUUCCAUACACCAGGAGUUGCUCGGUGAACGAGCUAAAGACUGUGACAUCCCUGUGAGCAUUGAAAAGACCGGGCUGGAGGACAGAGGACAGUACACACUAACAUAUAUUCUCUUCAGACGUUUCAGUCCGGACUACUUUCAGGGCUGCAGCGAGGACGAGACUCACCUCCACUCCCUACAGCUCUACCCACUGUUCACAAGUAACCAAUCCGAGACUCUGGAGGAACCAGCCUGCGUCUUCUGCUUCUUCUCCCUCCCCACCGCCGGCUACCUGUACAGUCUGAAGGGCGGUGUUGAGCUUCUCUCGGCCUAUCAGUAUCCAGAGAAGGUCCAGGAGGCGGUGCUGACUGACCACCUGUUGCACGUCAUCACAAAAAAUGCGUUGCAGUGUUUCACAGUGCGCUUGGCUGCAGUUGCAGCCCGAAUUGACGACCCUUACAUCGAUACCACCAUGAAGGCCUGCCCACCUUCCAACCUGGAGGUGUGUGCGCUCAGGAUGCAGCUGUUCAUCGGUCUGCGCUCGGUGUGUGUUUACCGCCGCCAUGUCAUCCUGCUCUCCACCGCUGACGCAGAGACGUCAGAGGAGACGGAACGCAACACACAGCGCAGAGGCCUGAGCAGGAAGUGGCCGUUGUCCUCUUCCAAAGGAAUUAGCGCGUCAGGACAUGGAUGGAAUAUCUACGUGGUCGACACCGUGUCCCCGCUCACACUUUACCAAGAGAUGGUUGAAUACAGCCAGAGGUAUGCAGAGUCAAACCCACAGGCACAAAGCCUCCGUCACCUCCUCAGUGAAGCUCACCUCCUCCUCCGCGCCGCUCUACUCCAAAACUCAGAGCUGCUGCAGGACAGCGAGGACUACCUGGUGGUGUCCCUGCAGAGAGACGGACCGGCGGAGAGACAGACGGCUACACAGGCGGACACUGGAGAGCUGGAUGAGGCUCUGAGGCAGAACUGUGCUCAGCUGGGAGACUGUUUCAGCAGGGGCAGUCAGAAGGAUUGUCACCUGGCUCUGCCGUACUACAGGAUGUCAGGUCUGCCAGUCACGGAUGUCAUCGCUAGGAACCGCCCAUUCCCCUGCAGCCCUCACUCGUACGGCCCUGGCUUCCUAUUUUACCUGAAGCAUUACCUGUUAGAGGAAACCGAGCAGAGCCUCAGUCAGGAAGCAGCUGAUGAGGUCAUGGACAUUUUCAGCCAAUCAGAGCCCUCGGAACUCGUCAGCGUAUGUGCAAGCCCGCCCAUGACAAACAUCAGUCCUGCCCGGACGCUGCGCAUCUUACAAAACCUGGAGGACACAGCCGGCGUGUCGGUCCCACUCACCAUCACCAUGGCAACCAUGAUGCUGCUCAUGGACGACCUGACGCAGUACACGCAGCUGAUGGAAAGACACGCAGAGAUGCUGCUGGUGUACAGCUUCAUCGAGGAGCCAAGGAUGUUGGUUCACGGCGGGGUCGGAGGUCAGCACACACCCAUCCGAGUCACAGCUUUGACUCGCCAGCUGGCAAAGUCCAACCCAGGGCUGCUGGUGGCUGCUAUGGUGGCUCUUCAUGAAAACAACAAAGUUCAGCUGGAACAGGCGGAUCACAUAUUCAAGGAGCUGGGCUGUGAGAACAGCUUAGAGGUGGAUUUCUGGGAGGCGAUGCUCAUGGCCUCCUCACAGGACGCUGUCAUCCAGGAGCUUCUGUUCAGAGUGGCGUCUGUGUACAUCGACCGGCUGACUAACACACACUCGGAACCUGAUCCAGAGCCUGCACACAAUCUCUCUAGUCAAAAGCCGCUGAAGAGCGCUGAUGAUCUGAUCAACUCGUGCUCUCAUUAUGGCGCUCUGUAUCCAUGGCUCACUGUGCUCAGUCCAGUUCACACUACCAGCUUCCAACACCAGGAGGCGCUGCACAAACUGCAGUCUCUCCUGUGCGGUCCGUCUCUCUCUGUCGGCUCUGUCGUUCCACUGUUGGAGCGUCUGUCCGAGGAAACCCUGUGGGGCUUCAGCCUGCACCUCCUCUGUGCCACCAGAAGGGGGCAGUACGGCAGCAGCAUUGAAAAGCUGCUGGACCGAUGUCCUCAGGCCAUCAUAGCAUACGCCAACCACCAGUUGCAAGACAAGAAUAUGGUGUUGUGGUGGCAGAAGCUGCUCCCGGAGCUUUGCAACAGGACCAGAGCUUCUGCAGACAACAGCAUCCUAUUGGCUGCUCUCAAAGAGACGCUGGUUGUGGUUGCCAUGGAGAUGAGCCCUGCAGAGUUCCUGGAGCUGAUACCUGAUGAUGGUACCGCCUCUUACUUCCUGCCUCACCUGUUGACAUGCAGCCAGAGGCACCUGCUGGCCUGACACGCGGACUAUUCAUCCACACACACAUACUGCACGCUCACACAUUGAUGACCAUGUGAAGUGCACAGUUAACCAAACAACAUUAUUUAAUUCAUAAUUUUGCAAUACAAAACAUACAUCUGUGCAAAAAAUGUCCAGAGAAAGUACAAAGUCAAGGCCUCUGUCGGUCAAAAGGAUAAGCAUGUAAACCUUCUGUUAUGGUUACACUCUUACUGAAAUAAACAUUUGUAUUUU